UUUUAUUUUUAUCUAUUAUAUUCAAUUAUCUUUAUCAAAGACCACUUUAAUUAUAACUUAAAUAUUUUGUUUUUAGUUAUUAAAUAUUAAAACUGACGAAAGUGUUAGCAAUUACAGUGAUGUGAGGUGAUAAUUUUGACUAUGGCUCAUAACGCGAUUUUCUCACAACACACAAUUGUUGCUGCUGGAAUAUUAACUGUGGCAGCCACGACACUGGGCACGUAUUACUAUUUUUCCUCUAAAUUUAAAAAAUCUAAGUUCCCGAACGAGUGGAGAGCAGUUGGAGAGGUGAGAAAAUUAUGCAUAUACCCCUUCAAAAGCGGAAAAAAGCUUGAAGUCGAUCAGGCAGAAUGUACGAAACGUGGACUGAUGGAAGAAGAGAAGUUCGACAAGUCUUUCAGACUUCGUGACAGAUCAUUUGUGGUAUAUAAUGAAAAAAGUCACAAAUAUGUAAAUUCUAGACAUUAUCCAAAAAUGGUUCUGGUAGAAGUUAGGGCUGAACACAUGAACCAUGUACUUUUGAAUGCACCUAAUAUGAAUACUUUACUCUUGCAGAUACCUGAUAGAACUAGGAACAAGGAAGUUGUCGUGAAACAUUACCGUAAUGAAGAAAUAUAUUCUAUCGAUUGUGGAAAUGAAGUUGCUUCGUGGAUAUCUCAGUACAUACUGGGAGAGGAUUCUGGUUUGAGAAUAGCCUUUCACGAUGGUAGCUAUGAAAGGGACCAAAUAAACAAUCUAUACAAAGAUAAAAUUGAUUACUAUAAACGUGGGCUCGGGAAUGAAUCGUCAGGAUUAAAUUCAGACUUGACAUCUAUGCACAUCAUAAAUCAAGCUUCUGUUGCUGACAUCAAUAGACGCAUGAAUAAUUCGGAUAUAAAUGCGGAUUACUUUCGAUCAAACUUAGUCGUGGAUGGAGCAAAACUCAAGCCAUAUGAGGAGGAUGAUUGGUUAUGGAUCAAAGUUGGCGAUGUGAUUAUGAAGAAUGUAGUAGAGUGCAUGAGAUGUUCCAUCACUACAACUAAUCCUGAGACAGGCGUUAGGAGAGAUGAUAAGGAACCUUUGACGACCAUGAAAAAUUUCAGGAUCAGCAAAGGACCAGAAAAAGCUCCAGUAAUGGGAAUAUUACUUGAAGUUUUCCAAACAGGCAACAUAUCUGUUGGAGAUGUCGUUUAUGUUGGCAAGGACUAGGACACAAUAAUUGUAAACUAUUAUUUAUUUAAUCUAGAGCAAUUUAUCAUUAUAUAAAAAUUGUAUAUAGCUUAUUGCUGAUAAU
Molecule: messenger RNA, 1273 nt
Organism: Anoplophora glabripennis (Asian longhorned beetle)
Lineage: Eukaryota; Metazoa; Arthropoda; Insecta; Coleoptera; Cerambycidae
Product: mitochondrial amidoxime reducing component 2
Exons: 5
Coding region: 142-1188 (348 amino acids)
Molecular function (GO): pyridoxal phosphate binding; molybdenum ion binding; catalytic activity
Source: RefSeq, a predicted model, not a curated record